Molecule: messenger RNA, 2951 nt
Organism: Tuber aestivum (summer truffle)
Lineage: Eukaryota; Fungi; Ascomycota; Pezizomycetes; Pezizales; Tuberaceae
Source: the annotation of a GenBank genome assembly
GCACUGGAGUUUAAUAAAGGUCCCCAUUGGAUCCAUCACUGUUAUUCCAACCUAACCAAAAAUUCAAACUCUUUCCAAACCCCUCCCCUCCUAACCCGUAAGGUGGCUUAAUAUCGGUACUCGUGUAUCAUAGCUUAUGACAUCAGCUCAGGCAUGUGUGGAACCUAACUGAAACUCGGGGAUCCUCAUCACAACCAGUUUGCAACACACACCACAACCAAGAAAUCACGAUGCUCUCACAUAUAGUGACAGCCGGGGUUGUUCUUUUAACCCCCGUGCUGUUUUCCUACUUUCUCCUCCGCGUCAUCGGCUCCAACCUCCGGCGACGGAGCAUGGUUAAGAAGGCAACCAUUACCAGGAGCGCUUUUGGCGAGAGGAAAGCGACCGUCGUUGGGUUCUUUCACCCUUAUUGGUGAGACUACGGAGAUGCAGUGUAUGGGGCAGAAACUAAUGAGAGGGUAGUAAUGCUGGAGGCGGAGGUGAGCGGGUGUUGUGGGCCGCUAUUCGAGCCACCCAGGAAAAGUGGGACGACGUGUUGUGCGCAGUGUAUACUGGAGAUCAGGAUGCCGACAAGGAGACGAUACUAUCUACAGUCAAGGUAGUUUGACUGCACCUCGCACCCCGUACCCCGCUUGCUGAUAGUAUUAUUACAUAGUCCAGGUUCGACAUCCACCUCGAUCACUCACGCGUUGUAUUCCUCUUCUUAUCAACCAGGCACUACGUCUCCGCCACUACCUACCCCCACUUUACACUCCUUGGACAAUCUCUCGGGUCCUUGAUUCUCGCCUGGGAUGCAUUUACGUUACUCGUCCCGGACAUAUUCAUCGAUACGAUGGGCUACGCGUUUACUCUUCCCAUGGCCAAGUUAAUGUUUGGAAUCCCGACGGGCGCAUACGUUCACUACCCUACCAUAUCUACAGACAUGUUGUCUAGUAUUUCCUCCUCCACUGGCACACGAGUUAGGGUUAAGCUCUUGUACUGGAAACUCUUUGCUAUACUUUACGGCCUCUGCGGAAAGGGCAUCGACGUGAUAAUGUGCAAUUCAUCCUGGACAGCAGGACAUCUCCGCAGUCUGUGGUCGAAUAGGAUGUCCACUAUUUCCGUCGUCUUUCCCCCGGUGGCAGUAGAAGCUCUUACAGAUGCAAUACCACUCAGUAGGAAUGGUAUCGAGAUGAAGAGGGAGAAGGUCAUCUUGUGCAUUGCCCAGUUCCGGCCGGAGAAGAAGCACGAUCUAAUAAUUGAUUCGUUUGCUCACUUCUUGCGGGAGAAUCCUAGUCUUAACGACACGCAAUUAGUCCUUAUUGGAAGUGUGCGUCAUUCGGAGGAUAGGACUAGGGUCUAUGAUCUACGGUUACUCGCACAUGAAAAGGGAAUCAAGGAUAAGGUUGUGUUUGUUUGUGACGCGAGUUGGGGUGAUAUAUUACAAUGGUUGGGAAGGAGUUGGAUUGGAGUAAAUGCCAUGUGGAAUGAGCACUUUGGUAUCGGGGUGGUGGAGUACCAAGCCGCUGGUCUCAUCAGCGUUGUACACAACAGCGGAGGGCCGAAGAUGGAUAUUGUCAUUCCCGGCACAGGAUUUCACGCGACGACGAAGGAGGAGUUUGCGGAUGGAUACAGGAAAGCUCUCGAGCUGGAGGGUCAGGAGGUGGCCAAGGUUCGACAAGCAGCUCGUAAGAGUGCAGGGAGGUUCACGGAGAAAGUUUUUGCAGAGAAAUGGCUUGAAGCAAUGGCCAAGCUGCUACAAUUGGAGCGGACUGGCUGAUGCUGGUCUCUUAUCCUCUCCUAUUCUCCACUCCGUUCUGGUCGGGCGUUUUCCUCCUUCCUUUCCUUUCUUUUCCCCGUUUUUCUCAGUCUAGUAGAAUAGGUAGUCCACAUAGAUACCAGGCACCGAUUCCAAUCCCACCCACUAUUUUCUAACCUUGUCGCCAAUGCCGUAUGGGUCCUGGGAUUUACACGGUUCCAACUCCUCCCCUCUCGGCAUGGUCUUUGCUAGAAUGAGAUUCUGGACAAGUGAGAACAUGGCAGACGUGCUCCAAUAGAGAGACAACGCGGCCGGAGCAUUUGCAGUAAGUGGGAAUGCCGCGAGAGACAAUAUCCUAAGAACAUUUGUAAAAACCCAUUGCCUCCGCGUACCCGGGGGGUGCAAUUUUGUUUGCAUCUACACGCAAUUAACCUCCCUUUCGCCAUUCGCGCACGAGGGAUGGAGGAUUAAAAAGACACACCUCGAUAUUCGCAAACAGCAAGAACGAAAACCCCAUUGGCAAAGCCAAGUAUGGAUCUGCGGCCAGCAAGUUCCCAAACCACAGCGCACCCUCUGUCGCCAAUGCCUCCUCUACCCAUGCUUCUCCACCAAUAUCUCCUAACCCCCUCAACCAGGUGGGUAACCCUUCAACUCCCGUCAUCCCCCUCAAAGUCAUGCUAGCCGUGACCCAGACCGGUAUUUGAGCGACAGGCGCCAACAGCAUCUUCCAAGCCUGGCAUUCCCAUCUCUUCCAGAGUUCCCUCCUCUUCUCGCGUAUUUCUUUGCGAGUCUUCAAUUCCCAUGCCUGCGGCGUGGUAGUAGUGCUCUUGGCAUCCCUGGCGAUGGGGUGCUGGUACGCGCUUAGGAUCGGUUGGAGACGUUGAGUACGGAGGGCGCGGCGGCGGGAGUAUACUGUCAGCGGGGUUGUUAUGGCUAGGCGGAGGAGAAUUGCUGAGAGGGGGAUUAGGGUGUGGUAGGGAAGGUGGGUGCUCGUAUGGAGGGCCGUUAGGAGAUCGUGGGUUGUGGAGAGGACUGCGGGGAUCAAGUGGUUUGGGGGGGUGCUUGAGAAUUGGCGGCGGAGGUGGUGGGGGGCUUUUGUGAGGAGGGGUCGGAGUGGAUGGAAGUGUGGCAUUAUGGCGGUGGUGGGGGUGGUGGUGGUGGUGGUGGUGCAGGAGUGGUGAUGCUGCGUGGUUCCUCCCGUGCACUUGGCAGG